GAACCACAAAUCAACUUACGUGCUGUUUUUCACAUCGCGCUUUUACCCUAGUUUUUCAUCCCACCGGACUGUCUUCCAUCCCUCAUCUGCAGAGACCCCGGGGACGGAUCAUCAUCCACCACGCGCCGAGGAAUCACGAAGCUUAAGCACAUUCGCCUACUCCUGUCUGGAUUCCCUACAUGUUGGGCAUGCAAAGUCUUUCCUUCGCCUACCAGAACCUUGAGGAGAUCCCAUACACCAGCAUUCUCCUACACAGAGACACCCUGGAAGUACUGGACCUGAGUAACAACAGCCUGCAGGAAAGCCCAUCUUUGCUGGGGUCUCUGGAUAAACUGAGUACCCUCAUUCUGGACUGCAAUAUCUUCACAUCUCAUGUCAAGUUUCCAUGUAUGCCAAGUGUGACCACAGUGAGCAUCAACAAGAAUCGCAUACGAAACCUGCCAAUAUUUGUGGAAGAGGUCAAGAAAAAAUUCCCAAACAUCAGAAUGCUCAGCAUGAUGAAUAAUGAAGCUGCACCGAGCUAUUUUAAUGGCGGCACACUGAAGCAGUAUGUAGAUUACAGGCAAUAUGUGAUAAGCCAGAUCCCAGGUUUGCAAGUCCUUGAUGACCACAAAGUACUGGAAAAGGAGCGCAUGGAAGCAGCCAAAGUGUACAGAUAUCAUAAAUUUGUAAAGUCCCAGAAAAGAAAAGGCACAACUACCUGAGACGAUCACCAUCACGCCCAGGACAUUUACUGUACCCUUCUGUCAGGACCAUCCAUUUGGAAUUACUCUUUUAAAAUAAAUAAAAAAUACCAGCAAUCCACCUUAAUAAAAGAACAAGUGUCUGUGUGU
Messenger RNA from Polypterus senegalus (gray bichir), 833 nucleotides. Its product is annotated as leucine-rich repeat-containing protein 72. The transcript is spliced from 5 exons. The record is from RefSeq and is a predicted model, not a curated record. Lineage: Eukaryota; Metazoa; Chordata; Cladistia; Polypteriformes; Polypteridae. Bases 180 to 704 code for a protein of 174 amino acids. Gene Ontology annotation, molecular function: protein binding.